AUAAAAGUAACACAAAAGAUUAUUGUAGAGGAAGAAAAUAACAGGCAAUCUCUCUCUCUCUCUCCCAUUCUCUCUCUCUCUCUUGAUCUCUGAUGUGAUCAGAAACAGCUAUCUUUGGAUCAAACCAGCACGCCGUCGAAUAAGCGGUCGUGGUCCCCCGAAUUCAAGCGCUGGUAUCCGUCCUCAACCGCCGUAGAUGAAAGGCGAGGAUGGCAUGCUGAUAUAUGUUCUGUGCUGUUCGUCUGGAUAAAAAGAUUUCCGUGUCACGACAUUGGAAUGCUACGGGAGUAAUGAAGUUCAAAGAAGGUGAUUGGGUGGAGGUCUUCAGAAGAAAUGAGGAGCCAUAUGGCUCCUGGUUCCCUUCAAAAGUUCUAUCGGUUGAUGUUGAUAAGUGUGCUGUAAGAUGUGAGCUAUCUGCAACUCCAGAUGGAAGGCCCAUAAUAGAAAAGGUGCAUGAAAGAGAUGUCAGGCCUUGCCCUCCCCAUGCUCCUGGCACGGAGCAUUGGAUGGUUGGCGACAUUGUUGAGGUGUUUGAUGCACAUUCUUGGAGGGUGGGAAAGAUUGCUAAGGUCCUCAGUGAUGAUUAUGUUGUGACCAAAAUCUUUGGUUCGAUCCAGCUUAAAGAGUUCCAUGUAUCUAAUCUGAGGUCUCGACGAGCUUGGCAGAACAACCACUGGGUUAUGAUCAACAAGAGAACUCUGCAGGGGCAUCUCAAACCCCAGCAUGUCUCAAUUCAUGAUGAUGAGAUAAGAGGCACCGGCAAGAAAAGGAAGGCUAGUUCAAAAAAUGAAGUUUAUAACCUGCUUGACAGAAGAACACUGCAACGAAAAUUAGAUGGUGUUACAUUCUCAAAAUCUACAGUUCGUGAAAAUGCUACACUCCUUAAAUCUGCUAGAGACAGAAUAAAUAUGUAUACUCAGAUGGAAGCUGAUAAGGUGUCAUCAGAUGUGCAUUUCAGAAAUUCAUCUGCAGUACCUACAAAGGUUACUGAAGAGAUUGCUGAAUGCUCUGUUGCUAGUUGUAGUGGUAAUGAUAUAAUAGAAACCGCUAAUCAAAAUAGUAGAAGACAUACCAAGGAUAUUGCCAGAAAUACUUUUGAUCAUGUCAUGUCUUUGUGCCCACAUGAAGGUGGGAGAGAGAGCCAAAGGAUUUCUGGAGACAAGUUAGCUGCCAGUAUUCACGAAUUAGAGCUACAUGCAUAUCAAUCUACCAUGCAAGCGUUAUAUGCAUCCGGUCCUUUGAGUUGGGAACAGGAGUCACUUCUAACAAAUCUUCGUCUCUCACUAAAUAUUUCUAACGAAGAGCAUUUACUUCACUUGAGGCAGCUAUUAUCUACUGAAGUUCUUUGAGCCCUAACUACUUACCGUCAUACUGCUACAAGGUUGAACAAUGUUAGAUGCACAGUUUCUAUGAUCUUUGUCACCAAGGUUGGACUGCUCUGAGGGAGUCAUGAUUAGGAAAUGGUACAGAUUGUUCUAUGACUUGCCAUGCCGGUGUUAUUCAUUUUAAUAUAUGACACUGACUGACAUCAAUUUUACAAAGCUUCAAAACACAUCAGAUUUGACAGUGUGGUAUGCAAAUUUAACCUCUUACAGAAUAUGCAGUCUUCUUGGUCAUUAUUAUGCAUUUUAUGCUUUUUGAUAAUUAUAUUAUCUAAGUUUAUAAAACAUAUUUUCAUGCAUAAAACAGUUAAUGCCCUGCUUUCUUAAGCUCUACCAUGUCAGCCAGCUAGUGGUAGGUCUCUGUGUCAUGCCUUCAUAUUUUCUUACUGAUACAAAUGCAUUUGUCAUCUUGAGGUUAUAUUUAACUAGUUACUGAUACAAAAAAAUGAUCACCUUCAUGUUGGGUAUCAUGUGGUUUCAGUUUAGGAGAAAAAAGAAGGUAACUAUUUCAUUUCUGCCACAUAGUAAAAGAGGAGAGGAGAAGAAGAAGAAAAGAGAGGCUUAUUCUGGAUCAUCUUUUUGCAUGCACACAAUAAAGGAAGAGCAAAAAGAAGAAGCUCAUUCUGGGAUAUUGUUAGAUUAUCUGAUUGGACAAUGAGUUUUAGGUCUCUCUCUCUGAUGGACACUGAUACAUCUCUUUGAUUCACUCCAA
Messenger RNA from Musa acuminata AAA Group (dessert banana), 2094 nucleotides. RefSeq lists its product as uncharacterized. The transcript is spliced from 5 exons. NCBI's taxonomy places the organism in Eukaryota, Viridiplantae, Streptophyta, Magnoliopsida, Zingiberales, Musaceae. The coding region runs from base 225 to 1349 and encodes 374 amino acids. The record is from RefSeq and is a predicted model, not a curated record.